AACCGAACAGAACUAUUAAAGACGUCAAACUUCUCGUAUGUUUAAGUUGUCAAAAUCUGCCAACACGUGUAAUUGUCCGGUAUAAUUCACUCUUUCUCAUUCAUUUUAAUUUUUUUGGAAGCAGUAAACAAGAACUCAAGAUGUCCUUAAUGCGGAUUAGAAAACCAAAAACCCGUAAGGGAAAGCAAAUACUGAUGGCCCGCGAGCCACAGCUUAUAGAGCCAUCACGUACUAUGCUUUUCGUUGAUGGUCGCAAAUGUGGUGGAGACAUAAAGUCAUGCAUGAAGGAUCUUCAGCAGCUACGUAAACCUCUUGUAAAAAUAUUAAAUCGUAAAAACGACAUUACACCUUUCGAUGACCCAUCCUCUUUAGAAUUCUUGACAAUGAAAAACGAUUGUGCAUUAUUCGCUUUCGGCUCUACAUCAAAAAAGAGACCAAACAAUUUAAUUCUUGGACGUAUUUUCGAAAACGAAAUAUUGGAUAUGAUUGAAUUGGGCAUAAAACAUUACACUGCAAUGCCGGAAUUCAAAACAGAAAAAAUCGGUACAAAUGUUAAACCAUGCCUUAUUUUUAAUGGGCCGCGUUGGAAUCAGACUGAAGAAUUACGACGUCUUAGAAAUUUGUUAAUUGACACAUUCCAUAAAGACAAGGUAGACGCUAUUCGUCUACAAGGAAUUGAACAUGCAGUCAGUUUCACAUGUACAGAGGAUUUAACCAUACUGAUGAGAUCUUAUAAGAUAAUGUUAAAAAAGUCGGGCCAAAAAACACCUCGUAUAGAACUUGUAGAAAUUGGUCCUUCUGCAGAUUUUUCAAUUCGAAGAACAAAAAUCGCCUCAGAGGACCUUUACAAACAGGCAAGAAAACAACCAAAACAACUGCAACCGAAAAAGAAGAAGAACGUUACAUAUGAUGAAUUAGGAAAUACACACGGACGUGUCCAUUUGGGAAAACAAAAUGUAACAAAGAUACAAACUCGACGGGUGAAGGGAUUGAAGAAAACGCCAGAGGAAAAACGCGAAAGCAGGCAGAAAAAGAAAGAACUAAUAAAAUCCGCUGCAAAAGAACUACUAAAAAAUUCAGAAUAGUAACAAAUAUAUAUAUUUAUAUUGGUAGUUUUAAUUUUAAUAAAAUAGUGUUAAAGACGUAUAA
Zeugodacus cucurbitae (melon fly) is the source of this 1149-nucleotide messenger RNA. RefSeq names its product ribosome production factor 2 homolog (gene Non3). NCBI's taxonomy places the organism in Eukaryota, Metazoa, Arthropoda, Insecta, Diptera, Tephritidae. The transcript has 3 exons. The record is from RefSeq and is a predicted model, not a curated record. Gene Ontology annotation, molecular function: rRNA binding. The coding region runs from base 141 to 1085 and encodes 314 amino acids. Gene Ontology annotation, cellular component: nucleolus. Gene Ontology annotation, biological process: ribosomal large subunit assembly; maturation of LSU-rRNA from tricistronic rRNA transcript (SSU-rRNA, 5.8S rRNA, LSU-rRNA).